ACCACCUUCAUCAACCUGCUCCGCCUGGCACUCAUAGCUGGUCUCAGGUCAUCAGAGAGAAACAGAGGGGAGCUAGCGAGGAUCACAUAUCUCGUAGCGUGUGGGGGCUCCGGCAGGGAGAGUGAAGCGAAGCGAAGAUAAUGGAGGUGGCCAUGACUGUGACUGUGACGAAGGUGGUGCUGAGCCUGUGCUGCGUGGGGGCGUGCGGCCUCGCCGUGUACCUCUACCACAUCCUCUGGCUCGUGCCGCAGAGGGUCCUCGCCAAGUUCAAGGAUCAGAGGAUCGGCGGGCCGCGCCCGUCGUUCCCUUACGGCAACCUCGCCGACAUGAGGGCGGCGGCUGCUGCUGCGAAGGCUGCGCGCGCGUCGGCAUGCCGGAGCGGCGGCGGCGGCGGCGGCGGCAUCGUGCACGACUACCGGCCGGCCGUGCUGCCCUACUACGAGAAAUGGAGGAAAGAGUACGGUCCCAUAUUCACUUACUCCAUGGGGAACGUCGUAUUCCUUCACGUGAGCCGGCCCGACGUGGUCCGGGACAUCAACCUCUGCGUGUCGCUGGACCUUGGCAAGAGCUCCUACCUCAAGGCAACGCACGAGCCCCUCUUCGGCGGGGGCAUCCUCAAGUCCAACGGCGAGGACUGGCUGCACCAGAGGAAAAUCAUCGCCCCGGAGUUCUUCCUGGACAAGGUCAAGGGCAUGGUGGAUCUGAUGGUCGAUUCUGCGCAACCACUGCUGAAGUCAUGGGAAGAGAGAGUUGAUAGAAAUGGUGGGAUCACAGACAUUAAGAUCGAUGAUGACAUUAGGGCUUACUCUGCAGAUGUGAUCUCUAGAACAUGCUUUGGAAGCAGCUACAUCAAAGGAAAGGAAAUCUUUAUGAAGAUCAGAGAACUCCAGCAGGCUGUGUCCAAGCCAAAUGUGCUAGCUGAAAUGACUGGCCUAAGGUUCUUUCCUUCAAUGAGGAACAAGCAGGCAUGGGAGCUUCACAAACAAGUCCGCAAACUAAUUCUUGAAAUCGUAAAGGAAAGUGGAGAAGACAGGAACUUACUGAGUGCAAUUCUUCACAGCGCAAGCACCAGUAGGGUGGGCAUUGCCGAGGCAGAGAACUUUAUAGUGGAUAACUGCAAGAGCAUAUAUUUUGCAGGACAUGAGAGCACAGCUGUUACAGCUGCUUGGUGUCUAAUGCUCCUUGGACUGCACCCAGAAUGGCAGGAUCGAGUACGAGCAGAGGUGCAUGAAGUCUGCGGAGGCCAGCCAGUAGACUCACGGUCACUUCAGAAGAUGAAAAAUUUGACAAUGGUGAUCCAGGAAACAUUGAGGUUGUACCCAGCAGGUGCCUUUGUAUCAAGGCAGGCCCUCCAGGAACUGAAGCUCGGUGGCGUACAUAUACCAAAAGGUGUCAACAUCUACAUCCCUGUCUCCACAAUGCAUCUUGACCCUGAGCUAUGGGGCCCUGAUGUGAAAGAGUUCAACCCGGAGCGCUUCUCUGAUGUUCGACCCCAGCUACAUUCAUACUUGCCAUUUGGUGCUGGGGCCCGAACCUGCCUAGGGCAAGGAUUUGCUAUGGCUGAGCUCAAGAUCCUCAUCUCUCUUAUUGUCUCCAAGUUUGUUUUGAAACUCUCACCACACUACCAGCAUUCUCCAACACUGAAACUCAUUGUGGAGCCAGAGCUUGGUGUGGACCUCACCUUAACAAAAGUGCAGAGUUUCUACACUAAGAGGGGCACUGCAAUUCAAGCACGUUAAUAUUAGUCAUCAUACAAUGUGAUGGAAAGAAACCUGUGCUAUGGUGGAUGCAGCUUCCCCUGAGGAGAGGGGACAAUUUGUACAGAGACAACUCAUACUAUCUACACAUGAUAUUUUCCAUGUGCAUGAUCAUAAUAAGUUAAUAGAGAAAUGGUGCCAAAUGAGCCAAUCAUUUAUGUCAA
Molecule: messenger RNA, 1921 nt
Organism: Sorghum bicolor (sorghum)
Lineage: Eukaryota; Viridiplantae; Streptophyta; Magnoliopsida; Poales; Poaceae
Product: cytochrome P450 714B3
Exons: 5
Coding region: 141-1739 (532 amino acids)
Molecular function (GO): oxidoreductase activity, acting on paired donors, with incorporation or reduction of molecular oxygen; heme binding; monooxygenase activity
Source: RefSeq, a predicted model, not a curated record